CUAUGCUCUUUUUGUAUUUACGCCGUGCUGUACACUCAUAAGGGGGAAGCGUUCAUAGAAUUGAGCGUUUGCCAGCCCAGCUCAGCCAGAGAACUGUGCUCCUUCAGCCCAGCCGUGUUGUGUGUAUACAUUGCCUAUCAUUUACAACACACUAUUGCCGUGGAGGUGGCUUGUUCUUUUCGGUCCCUAUUAAAAAAAUAAUUGACUCAUUCACGGACAGCACUUCUUUCAGUACUGCAUUUCUAUAGAACAUGCUCUUAAAGUGGAAUUAUCCUGCCUAAUCUGUUACCGUUUCACUGCAAGCAGUGUGGACUUUGCAAGGAAUAAUUCUCAGCUCAAGUCUAUGUUUCCAACUUGGAAGAUAUAUUGUGAAUAUACUAUUCUUUUCCAUAACCCCAGAUCGCUGUGAGUGGAGUCCGGAGUCCUGUUGUAUAAUCGGGGACGCUGAGCGCAUCCCUCGUUUUCACUAUGUUGUGGCCAGAAUAAUUUGGUCUGUGCCAUUCUUGGUCGAUACCUGCCCCAUUCCCUCACGAUCCACCGUUGCCUAGCUGAUUCCGAGGCGCAAGUUGAACCCCCGGAAGCAAGAUGAACAACUCGUCGGUCAAACGCAAGCACCCUGAAAAGGGCUCGAGUGACAGAUUUCCUGGAAACAAGCGGCGAUGCGAGAAGCGGAGUUCAUACAUCGAGGAGCUGUACGAGCUCAUCACGGCAAGCCUCAGCAACCCAGAGUCUCUGAACAUGAAGCCGGACAAGUGCGCCCUCCUACAAGAAACGCUCAGUCAGAUUAAACGCAUCAAGCAACAACAGGAUGCUGAACAUGGCGAAGAGGUACAGCACAGCCAUGUAUCGUCCAGUAAACCUGGGGUUCCUUCCGGAGACUCGCUGGGAAGUGUUUUACUUGAGACACUUGAUGGAUUCCUGUUUGUGGUCAAUAGCCAGGGAGAGAUAGAGUAUGUGACAGAGAAUGUCAACAGUUAUCUCAAUUAUCAACAGGAGGAUCUAAUAGGAACGUCAAUCUAUAGCUAUGUUCAUGUUGGAGACCAUAAUCCCUUUACUAAGUGCCUGCACCCAUCCACCAGUACAGCAACUUCAAGCAUCUGGGCUCCGGAUGCAGGCAACGCUCCCCAGUGUGGCCGUAAUCGCUCUUUCAAGUGCCGUAUGCAGGUGAAACCGGAGAAUGAUGAAUCGCUGGGGGCAGAGCGUUACGAUACCAUGAUGUGCACUGCCAUUUUGAAACCGGCCAUCAACAAAGAGAGCAACUCCUCAAAUAGUGAUGCAGAGGGUACAGUUCACCUAUUCUGCAUCGCAAGGCGGGCGUUGCCAGAGGAGCACAACUCCAUAUCAGACACCAUGGAGGAGUUCACCACCAAGCUAAGUCGGGAGUAUGUGAUACAGUCGGUCGACCUGUCAAGGGUCAAAGGUCUUUCGUUCUCACAGGAGGAAAUGCUGCAACAGACCAUCUUCAAGUACUGCCACGCAAGCUCAAGAACGGAACUCAAGAACCGUAUUGAUGAAGCUAUGGAGAAAGGUAAAAGCCUGAUGCCCAUGUACAAAUUUCAGCUGUCCAAAGACAACUGGGUUAAUAUUCAGACAUCAUUCUACACCACACACCAUCAUUCCGGUCAGCUGGAAUAUGUCGUCUGUGUCCACUCUGUCAUGAGAGAUAUGGACCCGAACCGUAACACGCCAGUGACUUCAUUACCUUCAACAAAUGUCAACCCUGCACCACACCCAACAAAUAUGAGCAACAUGUCGAACAUGAAGACGGAGCAGUUGUUGAAAGUGUUUACCAAUCAGAGACAAGGGAUGUCUCAUCAGAAAAUAAUGCAACUCAAAAACUUAGUGCAGCAAAAGCAACAGCAACAACAACACCAGCAGCAGCAGUCCCAGGCCGGCAUGUGGAACAGCAGUGGUGGGGGUGCCGUUGGGGUCGUUGCUGGUGGUGGGGGUCCAGCUGGACCUGUUUGUGGAGCUGGAGGUGUAGGAGGAGGAGGAGUGGGCGGAGUUGGUGGUAAUGGAGGUGUCCUCAACCCUGGUGUAAACAUGAUGGGAAGGGGCAACAUGGCCAUGAAUGGUGGACAAGGUGGGACAGGAGGAACUGCGGGAAACAUGCUCGGUGGAAACAUGAAUUACAACUCAAAUCAAAUGGCCGGGAUGGGCCCGGUCAUGGGGGACAAUGCACUCUAUAACCGAGGCAUGUCUGGGGGGACAAACCCCAACAUGAUGUUCAAUCGCGGAGGUGCAGGUGGUGGUAGCGGUGGAGGUGCUGGCACCCCCGGCACCAACGGCGGUCCCGGUGACAUGACUAAACGCAACAAGAUGCCACCAGCAGCCACUGCUACCACGGGGAGCCUUCGAGGCAACCAGGAUAGUACAGAUGACGUGUUCUUGCCAGAAAAUAAUCAAGGGAAUAUGUACAAGAUGAUGAACAAUGGUGGGCCAACAAGAGGGAAUCAAGGGAAUAACAGACUGGAUGAUUCCGGAAGCUUGAACCCUAGCCCUGAUACCAAUGAAAAAGAUGGAGACAGCAAGGAUGAUAACAUGCUGCAAGAUCUCCUCAAAGAAAAAGAUGAAACCCAGGGUGAUCCUGACAGUAGUAAAAACAGGUCAUCAACUCCUGGCUCGCAGAAGAAUGUCAAGCGCUUCCCAGAGAACGAUGAAGUCCUGGACAACAAUUCCCUACGCAACAUGAUGGAGAAGGCUGUCAAGGUGCCAGGUCAGAAUCCCAAAGCUCUAGAAGAUGGCGAGGAAGAUGGUUCACAAACGAAAAAGACCCCAAAGAUCCUUGGAGGGUUGUUGGAAGGAAACAAGAAGGUAAUGUUUGGCACGGGACUCUUGCCCAAAGAGCAGCCAGAGUUUGUAAGUAGUACAGUGGUUUCCACAACGACUAUAUGGAAGAAAGGCGAUGCAGAGCCAGAAUCGAACAAUAACAAUGGACAGUGUACCAGCAGUAGUGGUAAUGGAGGAAACGGCAGUAAUGGCGGUAAUGCUACCAACCAACAGAAGAAAAAGAAAGGGCAGUAUGUGUUAUUACAACAGCUCCUUAUGGAUGAUGAUUCCUCUGUGAAUAACAUUGUGAAGGGCAUGAAAGGCGAGGAUGAUGGGAAGAGUUCGCAGGACUCCACGACAAGCCCGACGGUAACGACGACCAAACCCCACAUGCCCUCAUCACAGGAUGGUGGCCUCGGUCUCGGUGUUGGAGGCGAUAUUGGGGAUGGUUUGGAAGAUCCUGAUGCUAUCAUGAAGCAGUUGAUCCAAGCCUUUGAGACCCUUGAAGACAAUGACCCCAACAAGCAUAGUGCCAUGAAUGAACUCUUGAGAGAAAUUGAAAACUCUGGUAAUGACACGCUCACAGGAAAUGAAUUGCAAGUGAAGCCCAAUCUGCAUGGUGGCUCUGGACCACCGUUCCAAACCAAGGAUGGCAAAAGCAACCAGAUGUCAUCGAGUGGCUCUGGCAUGCCCCCUCAGAUGACUGGUCAACAGCAGCAGGGCAUGCUGGGUGGCAUGCCUGGUCAGGGUGGUAGACCUAAUCAAAGGAACAACCAAUCUGGGGUCCCUCAAUCUCAGGUGCCCAAGUCAAUGAACAACAUGAUGGCUCCUCCUAACCAGACUGCACCAGUAGAUAGUGGGAUGACAGCUGCUCAGAGCAUGGCGGCGCAACAGAUGUUGAGAGGUCAACAGCAACAACAGCAGCAGCAAUCACAAAAUUCCCAACAACAAGCUAAUUCAACACCAGAGCAACCCAUGUCCGAAGAUGAUGUCAAGCUCCUUGAACAGUUUGAGCAGUUCUUGAAGAGCAGCAACAUUCCGCUGCCAGAGAUAGAGAGUGCCUUCGGUCUGAACAAUGGAGGUACAGGUUCUACAGACUCAGCUGGAGGAAUGCCACAACAACCGCAGCAGCAACAGCAACAGGGACCUACCCAGCUUCCAAAUCGGCAUGGGACACCAGGUCCACAAGGUCAGACUCCAGGAGGCAACGUGGACACCAGGGUGUCACCUAUCACGGAUUUGUUGACUCAGCCAGGUGUACCCCGUCCAGGCAUGCCACAAGGGAACUUCCAGUCGGGGAUGGGUGGCAGCAACCCGGGCAUGCCAGGGUAUCAGUCUCAGCAGCAACAGCCGGGCAUGUCACAACAGCAGCAACAACAGCAGCAACAGCAGCAGCAUCAAAUGGGAAUGCCUGGCCAGAACAUGCCAGGGAUGAUGAUGGGUGGGCCGCAGGGUCAAGGACCAAGGUACCCAACACCGACAAACAUUCCGCACAUGGGGCAAGGGUAUGGAAUGCCGCCGCAGCAAGGCCAGCAGCAGCAUGCCAUGGGGCAGGGCAUGGGUGGGCCAGGUGGUGCUAUGCAAGGACCAGGGAUGUUCCCAUCCAGGCAAAGACAAUUAAGAGCUGCACUGAUGCUCAAGCAGAACAAGAAGCAGCAUCAGAUGAUGCAGCCCCAGCAGCCACAACAGCAACAGAUGUGGAACUUGCAACAACAAAGGCAACAACAGAUGCUACAGCAACAGCAAGCACAGCAGCAGCAGCAACAGCAAAGGAUGUUGCAACAACAACAGCAGCAACAGCAGCAGCAGCAACAACAGCAACAGCAACAACAGAAGAAUCUCAUGAUGCUCCACCAGCAAUCUCAACAACAGACCUUUUCGGGACCACAGGUCGGUGUUGCGGGAAAAGUUGCAACCACCAACAAAAAAAUGGAUUCACAAGGCUACAAUGAGUUCUCUGCAUCAAACAACAUUGUUCCACCUAAUGUUAGCAUACAGCCACCCAAACAGAAGAUGAUGUUCCCCAACCAGAUGAACCACCCGAUGGGUGGAGGGCCAGGAAUGGGACAGCAUCAAAUGGGUGGUGGCCCCCAGCAGUAUCCCCACAGAGCACCAGGUGCAGACUUCAGGCAACCUUCAUUCGGCCAGAUGAUGCCACCUCAAAGCCAGCAUAUGGGCUACCAAGGGGGGCAGAACUACCCCCAGGACUUUGGAGGGAUGGGAGGUAUGGGUAACAUGAUGCCCCCGGGCCAGGGAUCCAUGGGUAUGAACCCCAACCAGCAUCCCGGUAUGGGGGGCAUGAGGCCGACUGGUAUCAACCCCAACAUUCCCCGCCCCAACCUGAGCCAGGGACACGGCAUGGGUGCCAUGGGCAUGAAGCAGCACAUGCUUAGCCGUAGCCUGAGCAUGCCGCAGCAGAUGACGCCGGGCAACAUGGAACCCGAGCCGUAUGGUCAACCCUUUCAACAGCCGCAACUCCAACGGGCAAACUCGAUGGGGAUGACUUCCGGUAUGGGGAGCAUGCAAGGUGGUCAGAUGCCUGGUGGAAGUGGACAGAUGCCGGUUUCUGCCGGUCCAGGGGCGGGGACGCCGGGUAACAUGCGGUGGAACAAUGGUCAGAUGAACCCCAACCAAGGCACCGCCAGCAAUCCGGGGAUGGUACCUCCAGGGUUGAAUCAGCAGCAGAUGAGCGGUGCUGGAACCAUGACACCAGGAAGCAUGUCACAGGGUAUGGGACAGAGCAGUAUGGGACCUGACAUGUUUGGUAGUAUGCAACCCAACAUGGACUUAACCAGCUCAGCAAGGAAUCGGCGCACUCCAGUUGGAAACAUGACCACAACUCAGGCUGGUGGUGGAAUCCGACCUGGAUUACCGAUGCCCACCUCCAUCCCCACUCCCAUCAACCUGCCAAGCCUUGCAAGCAUCAGCUACAACAGCAGCAACCCAAACCAACCCACCUCAACCACUACCACCACUCCACAGCAGCAAACACAGCAGCAGCAGAUCCCCCAACCCACCUCCCAAAACCAGCAACAACCACCACCACAACAGCAGCAGCAACACCAGCAAGGGAUGAAGACCAUUACUGUAACAUCGACGACCAGUGUCCCGUCAACUGCCAGUGCUCCUGGACAGCAAAGUAGCCACAUGGGUGGUUCAGCAGCUUACCGGGGUAACAUGGGCAGACCCGGUGGACCAGGGGGUAACAACAUGGCACCCCCUACACAGGAUCUAGACAUACUUGGGCUCACUAUGGAACUUCUUGAUCCCACCUACAACAAAGAUGAGAAGAACGUUGGAUUGGAAGCAAGCAAGGGCAUGGGACCAGGUCAGGCCAACAGCUAUGUCAGUCAGCCGGAUAGCACUGGACCUGUACGACCCGGCGGCACUUCGUCCUAUGCAGAGAACCAGGCUAGGCAGGAUGCAAGGAAAAGAUAUCAGGAGUUUGUGGAGAUCUCCAAUGCCAAGGAAGCACCGGAUGCAACCACCCGCGCCUCCAACCUAUUCCGUAACCAGCUGAAGCAGAGACCAGGGGGACCCGGAGGAGGGCCAGGGGGUAUGAUGCCUGGACAGGGACAAGGGGGUUUCCCACCAGGAGCUGAUGAGAUGGGUGGCCACGAAGUUGAAGGAAAAGGCAGCAGCCUUCUUCAGAAACUGCUCUUGGACUGAGUCUCUCUGACUUGAUAUUUCCAGAUGUAGUUUAAUGGUCUUUGUAAUUCCAUUCAUCAACACUUGCUGAUCACAAUCCACAUUGACAGAAAAUAUUGUUUGGUGUGAUGUUCAUGUGAACUUCCAUCGCAAUUCACCAAUUUGUGCGACCCA
Molecule: messenger RNA, 6591 nt
Organism: Lytechinus variegatus (green sea urchin)
Lineage: Eukaryota; Metazoa; Echinodermata; Echinoidea; Temnopleuroida; Toxopneustidae
Product: nuclear receptor coactivator 2-like
Exons: 21
Coding region: 586-6438 (1950 amino acids)
Biological process (GO): cellular response to hormone stimulus; positive regulation of transcription by RNA polymerase II
Cellular component (GO): nucleus
Molecular function (GO): protein dimerization activity; nuclear receptor binding
Source: RefSeq, a predicted model, not a curated record